AUGGCCACAGCUUCCGUUACGAACGACCUGCAGACGCCCAUCGAGGUGGCCGUUCAGGUCGACUGGCGUGUCCUAUAUCCCCAGAAGUCCUGCGACGUCGGAGUGUUGGAGGCUAGUGCUUUCUCGACUUCAAGUGGCCCCGAGUUUAAAGGGGAGGCCUUGAUCCAGGUUCGGCUGCGCGAAAGCCCGGGGGUGAGAGGCAGCUGCCUGGCAGCAGGAGGCGCAUCUUUGAAGGCCUCAGUGGACUUUGGGGCCUUUUCCCAACGGUGCAAAGGCCGCGACCGAGCCGAGGCACGGGAACUGGCCCGUGAAGGAACACGCCGCAAGGAGGCACAGGAACGGAUGGACAUGAUGAUCAAAGAAGCCGCCACCAAGAAGCGAAACAAAAAGGCAUGGCAUACGUUGAAGCGCACCGGGGCUUUCGUCGCAAUCCUUUUAGCCCUCCUCCUGGUUUGCGCGGCCAUUCCGCCCGAGAGCGAGGUCGCGGCCGCGCUGCUGGCCAGCGCGACGGUCCCGCUGUGCGGGCUCAUCCUCUGUAUAAACAUCUGUGCUGCUUCGACUGCAGACAACGCUUUCAAUUUUAGAAAGUAUGCACUCUUCUUCCGUCUUGGCUUCUGGUUCGCAUGUCUCCUUGCUUUGCUGGCAUUGGUCGCUAUGUCGGCUCUGCACGCCCUGCAACGAUACGUGUAUUCGUCAGUUCUCGUUUCGGCUUGGGCCGCUGGUGGCAUCUUUUGUUUCUGUUUUGUGUCCUGGGACUCAGCCUGCGACCCGAGAGGACUGAACAAACACGACAAGAAAGUGUUGAAACGAGAGCGUAAGGAAGCUCUCUGCGAGAUCAGCAACCGAACGAUCCGGUUCGAAGGCUCGGUGAUCAGCUGGCCACGUGGCCGCCCCUGCGUGGCCAGCUGGCCGGGGAAGUACGCAGGGGCCUGA
Symbiodinium natans is the source of this 933-nucleotide messenger RNA. Lineage: Eukaryota; Dinophyceae; Suessiales; Symbiodiniaceae. The record is from the annotation of a GenBank genome assembly.